Athene cunicularia (burrowing owl) is the source of this 2606-nucleotide messenger RNA. RefSeq lists its product as uncharacterized. NCBI's taxonomy places the organism in Eukaryota, Metazoa, Chordata, Aves, Strigiformes, Strigidae. The record is from RefSeq and is a predicted model, not a curated record. Bases 1 to 816 code for a protein of 271 amino acids. The transcript is spliced from 3 exons.
AUGGCACCCACCUCCCAGAGGCGUGCGGAGCCCCUGCUCACGCUGCGGCUCCCAGGCCCCGGGCGAGUGUGGAAGGAGCAGCUGCGGGUGCGUUCGGAUCCAGCGCCAUUUAAGGAGGCCGCAGUAUUGAGCAGGAGGAAGGAGAAGAACACUACCCAGGGUGCUGCUGGGCAGAGCUCGGCGAGGGGCACGGGAGCGGGACCCCGUCCCGACCAGCCGGCGCAAGGAGCGGUGGAGGGGUCUGCAGGGUCUCCAUCCCACCCGCGCUUCAGCUCCGACAACACUCCUGCCAACCGGCCUCCAGCUCGAGGCAGCCGCUGCCCCUUCCCUCCCCUCGGCUAUUUGCAGGCUGGGAACGAGCAGGACCGGUGCUGGGAAGAGUUUCCGGGACACGUUCAAAAGCGGGAAGUGCUGACUUUCAUCUGCCCCGCGUACAAGGAGCGGGACGUCGUCCCCAGCGCUAAAGCCCGGUGCCGGCUCCCCGCGACCUUACGGCCGCCCCUGCGAAGGCUGGGGGCGAGGCCGGGCCGAAGCCGGCCGGGGGACGGGCACGUCGUGCCGGAACGCGGCGCCGGGCUGGGAGCUGCUGAGCCGGCCGCCUCGCCGCGCUCACCGGCUGCGGCCCCGGGAAGUUCCACGCCGGUAGAGCAGGGAAAUGGGAUGCGGGGACAGCUCGCUGCGAAGCACAGCUCACGUCUCUCUAGUCCCAUAAUUUUUGUUGGGAAGUUUUAUCUUUUUAAUUUGUUACAUAUCAUGCAUCGUCUGAUUAAUUAUUGCUUCUCUGCAGGGAGGACUAGAGUUUAUAGAGCAAUAUAGCAUUAGUGUUAGCUUUAUACACCCUCAAAGCCCAGAGGAAGCUCAGCAGAGUACUUAUGCGAUGUUCUGUCGAUAAUAAUGACUCAGCAUUUGGCCGGUUCGUGGGCAUCCCGGCAGCGCUUUAUUAAAGCGUACACAGUAUAUGCAUCGAACAUAAAUACAGCCAGGAGAUGCGGCGCGUGCCGUGCCGCAUACAUAUCAGCUGGGGCAGCCUCUCCGGGAGAGCUCGGGGCUGGAGCAGCUCGCAGGCAGAGCCCUGCCUGCCUCGGCCUCUCCCUGCCUGCUCUGCCGGGCCCUGGCAAUCCAAGAGUUUAAUUGCCACGGUGGCCUGGGAUGCACUGAGCUGCUCGGCGUGUCCUUCAGCUCCAUGAACGCAGCAAUGGCCACAAUAAAAUUCCCUUUACAGCCACAUCUCUCCGUCGGCUGAGCAAGAGCCGUCUCCCUGAAGAAGCCUUCCCAUCCAGCGAGCGAUAUUAAGGAGGUUGUAUAACUGAUUGGGGAAGGUGCUGCGGCAGGACUAACAGCAGUGAAAUGCGGUUGAACAUUUCCAGCACUGAGUAAACCAUAUGUCUUCAUAAUUUGAUUGUGCCCCGGUCCCCCAGGUACCUCCCAGCUCUAUUGAACACCGAUGGAGUUAUUUAGAAUCAUAAAUAAUAUUAUCAAAGAGGGUCUGCUGGGUAAACAGAGUCAGUGUAUAAAUUGUCGGCGCGCGAUAUUGAUUGUUCUGAGCUGACUAAUGAAUUAUUCUGUUUAAGGGCCCGUGGAAACAACGCUCAGCGUUUUCAAGGCAAGGGCCCUUUGAAGAAGUCCCCCCCGGUGCUGCUGGGCUUUGUGGUCCCGGCCACCACAGGCGGCGAGCGCGGGCUCCCGGCAAUCGCCCCGGCACUGGCCCGCGUGGCCAGCGGAGCCCUCAGCGGCGCACGGCCGGGGCGAGCGGGCAGGGACCUGUGACCGAGGGGAGCUUGACUUGCCAAACAUUGCCCUCACCUUCAGUCCCACCAGGCUCAUCUUUUCCUCCUCCUUUUUCAUCUUCCUUCUUCCUUCCAUCUUCCUUCACGCAGCGCCUUGCGGAGGAGGGCCGCGAUGCGACGUCCGGGGCUGCAGCAGGAGCCCGGCCGCUGCCCCGACCCACUGUGACAACCACCCGAGGAGUCCCACCGCCUUCCCCGGCCCAACGCUCUUCCCACAGGCGCUGAACCUCAGCACCUCUCCCACUUGUUGGUAUUUCUUGACUUUUUGGGCUUCAUCUCCUUAAAUAGGGUCUUUUCCCUGGAGACAUAUUAGCUACCUCAAGCCGUGCCCUGGAACAAGGAGAAAUAAGCCAUUCUUUUCAACAGAACUUGCUUUUUUUUCUCUCCUCACCUGCAUAAUAGGUUCUGUUAAAUGUAUAGUUUUUCAAUCCCUUUGAUGUAAGGGACUCAAAACACUUCCCUGCUAAUCUCAUGCAGUGGUGCCUGAAACGCUGAAGGCACUGGCUGGGGAUAUGGCACAGAACCAGACAAGAAUUAUUGGUGUCUGGGGGGCCGGGGCAGCAUUAUGAGACAGCUCAUUUUAAAAUAAAUUAUGCCAUUAAACCACUUUUGUUCUUUUUUCCCUGCUUUUUGGGCUAGAGGCUCACCAGAGAAGAGGCAACGCUGGAGCAUCCAGCCAUUCUGGGCACAGAGGAGCGCACCGGGCGUCUGCGGGCAGGAGGAAGAGGAGGGCAGCUCUGCCUGGGAGGAAGCCCCUGCCCGGGGCGUGCACACUUGCCCACCCACCACAGCAAGCCCCUGGCAGGGCUGGUGGCACAG